This is a messenger RNA of Daphnia carinata, 684 nucleotides long. RefSeq lists its product as uncharacterized. NCBI's taxonomy places the organism in Eukaryota, Metazoa, Arthropoda, Branchiopoda, Diplostraca, Daphniidae. The record is from RefSeq and is a predicted model, not a curated record. Bases 1 to 684 code for a protein of 227 amino acids. The transcript has a single exon.
AUGGAGAAGAUUAAGGGAUACAAGGAUUUUACGAUGACGGCGGAACUAGAUAACGACAUUGCAACGGAUACAGUACUCCUUAAGCAACGUUAUCAAAAAUUUAUUAAAGCAAGCGACCAAGUACGCUGGGCCUUGCAAACUACGAACGCUACCAAGGAGCAAAUCGAGCAAGAUUACUCCACAGUAGCAGAAGUAGAAGGAGAAAUGAGCAGUAUACUCGCCUUCUUUAAAAACAAACGAGACGAGUAUAAAAGACAACAAGACUUGGAAUUUCAAGAAAUGCAAAGGAAAGAACAGCGCCAGAUAGACGAGGACAGAAACCGAAUGGUUCAAGACCUGCUUACUCAACAGCAGCAACUCUUCGCAAAUCAAAGCCUCCGACAACAGCAAGCCUACGCCUUACAAGUACAACUACUUAUGGCGCAAAACCAGGCAUCAGUUCAAGUAGCAGCAGCAGCAGCUCCAGUUCAACAAACGACACGUCUUCCCCAAAGACAAAUCAAACACUUUAAAGGAGAUAUUCUUGAGUGGACAUCAUUCUGGAAGAGCUUUAAUGCCUCCAUUCACUCGUCUACAAUGUCGGGUGUUCAAAAAUUCGACUACUUUAAAGAAUCUUUGAAAGGGAAAGCGUACUUGUGCGUUGAAAAUCUGGAACUCACGCAGCAAACUACAACGUUGCCAUAG